Striga hermonthica is the source of this 507-nucleotide messenger RNA. NCBI's taxonomy places the organism in Eukaryota, Viridiplantae, Streptophyta, Magnoliopsida, Lamiales, Orobanchaceae. The record is from the annotation of a GenBank genome assembly.
AUGAAUGCAGGGAAGUUCCCAACUGCUAUGGAAGCCAAGAAAGAUGUUGGUGGCUCUUUUUAUGUUGUUAGGGGGAUCUUGCAAGAGCUGGUACAUGAAUCCAAAGUGCCACCCGUUGAUAAAAAAGAAGAUCCACGAGAGAAAAUAGCCAUUGAGAAGGAUGAGAUAUCCACUAACACUAGAGAAAUUUCUAAACCAGAUCAGCUGCCACAGCCCUCAAUCUUAGUUGAGAAUGAUGAAUUGAAAGAUGAUGGAAUUGAAUCUCCCAACCCAACGAACAAACCAACAAGCAGGCUGCACCUUGAUUCUGAAACUGACCCGAGUGCACAUGAAGAUGAGCAGCAAUUUUUUAACUCGCCGUCCAAGACUGGGUCAACGGAGUCCAAAAUUGUAUCUGAGAGGGAGUUGCCUGAAGUGCCGAGUGUGGAUGUGGAACAUAAAACCUCUGUGUGGCAAAAUCUGAAGUCUUUUGCAAAUGGAAUUUUCAGUAUAUGGAAGAGAUCUUAA